GGAAGUGUGCAAGAGCUCAGUACGGACGCAAUCGAUUGACGAUCACGCGCUGUUGAAUUGUUCGCGCGAGCGUGAUUCACUAUUGAAAAUGAACGCGGAUUAAAAAGGCGCGUUUGUUUUGCAACGAGACGAACACGGGCUGUGCGUGUCUUUCCCAUCGGAUGUGCAGCUGAAAGCUUGGGAAAACCGCAACACUGCUUCGUUGCAUAAAGUGGAAGCGUCGUAAGGUCGGACGGUUGCCAUUUACUCUUCGCCAAACUGUACCGUAACUGGACUGAGGGAAGUUCAAAUGGGCUUUUUUGCAUGAGACAACAUCACCGUAACGAGAGCUUGAAGGCGUGCUAACGGGCUACAUGGGACAUACUUUGAAUAAUUGAAUUGCGUCCUGCACGUAAACUCGGCGUAAACUGCAUAUCGAGAAUAAAAGCGCGCAGAUGGUCGACUGACGCGCGUUCAUGGAAAACGGACAUUUUUGCGUUUGGGAAGAUAAAAAGUGACAGUGUACCGUGCGCGUUUGCCCCUCUCGUCAUGCGGCGGUGGGGGAGGAUCGGAGCAGGGACCUUACAGCGGAUUUCAUGUUUCGCAACAAUGUUAAUGCCCCACACCGAGGGAUUAUAAGGCCUCGAAAUGACACAUUGUUUCCAAAUGGUUAAAGUGCACUAGAGAAGUUACAGCAUAGAGUUUAUUGUACUAGUGUGAGCGUUAUUGUGGAUCAGGAAGAUUAUUUUAAUUGAGCUUCUCUAAUGCAACUGCAUUCAAGUUAAUAUCGACAAUAAAAACAGUGGCACCAAAUUGGAAGUGUUAAAUGUAUAUCUAAAUAGGGGAAUGUAGUUAACAGUAACCUAACAGCCUGUUCAAUCUGCAUCACCGUUGCUAGAUUUAUCAGGGAAGUCUUUUCGCAAGCCGUCGUGUGUCUUAACGCAUCUUUAUGUCUGAAGUUAUCCUCUGGUCCGCUGCGCAAAUGGCGUCUUUCCCAGACUCCGACCUGCAAACAUGUCCGCUGUGCAAGGAGCUUUGCGGCUGCUCUGCUCCGAUCUCCUCCAACUCCUCUACCUCCUCCUCUUCCUCCCACACCUCCAGCUCGUCAUCUACCUCAUCCACCAGGAGACUGCACGUCCUGCCCUGUCUGCACGCCUUCUGCCGGCAAUGCCUGGAGGGUCACCGGAACCCCUGUGACCCUCUGAAGCUCAGAUGCCCCACAUGUGACCAAAAAGUAUCAUUAUCCGAAUCAGGCGUAGACGCCCUGCCCUCCUCCAACUUCCUCUUCAGCAACCUGCUGGAUGUGGUGGUUUCCACUGAAGAGCAAGGCAAGAACGGGCGGUCUUCUUCGGUGGUCCAUCACGGUGGUCUUCUGAGACCCCAGCACCUCUCGGAUCCUCAGUGCAGCUCUUGUGAUGAGGGUAACCCCGCUACCUCGCACUGCCUGGACUGCCAGGAGUACCUCUGUGAUAACUGCGUGCGGGCCCACCAGAGGGUUCGCCUCACCAAAGACCACUUCAUCGAGCGGCUGAUGGAGAGCUUGCACCUGGCCAACCGCAACUCCAACACCCCAGUGAACCUGUCUCAGUCCUUCCAUAACAGCUUCGCAAUGCUGAACGUUUUCCAGGAGAGGAUGGACUUCUGCCAGCAACAUGACAAUGCGGUGCUGCGUUUUUACUGCGACAGCUGCGCCGUGCCGAUCUGCAGGGAGUGCAGUGUGGGCAGACACGUGGGUCACAGUUUCACCUACCUGCAGGAAGCCCUGCAGGACUCCAGAGCUCUGACCAUCCAGCUGCUCGCAGACGCACAGCAGGGCAGACAGGCUGUGCAGCUGAGCAUCGAGAAAGCACAGGCCAUUGCUGAGCAGGUGGAGCUAAAGGCCAAGGUUGUGCAGUCAGAGGUGAAGACGAUCACUCUCCGACAUAAGAAAGCUCUAGAGGAACGCGAGUGUGAACUGCUCUGGAAGGUGGAAAAGAUCCGACAGGUGAAGGCUAAAUCACUUUACCUGCAGGUUGAGAAAUUACACCAGAAUCUCACCAAGUUGGAUAGCACAAUCGCCACAGUGACACAGGUCCUAGAAGAGGGUCGGAGCAUAGACAUCCUGCUAGCACGCGAGCACAUGUUAAAUCAAUUGCAGGAGCUCAAAUCCCUUCGCUGCAUCCUGCAGCCCCAGGAAGACGAUCGAAUCAUGUUCACUCCACCGGAUCAGGCUCUCCUGAUCGCCAUAAAGUCUAUGGGCCUCAUCAGCAGUGGAGCCUUCGGCACAGCUUCAAAAGCUCACGGCGAAGGCCUCAAAAGAGCGCUGCAGGGAAAGCUGGCUUCCUUUACCGUUGUCGGGUACGAUCACGACGGAGAGCCCCGCAUGUCUGGCGGUGACUGCGUGUCUGUUGUGCUCAUGAGUCCGGAUGGUAAUCUCUUCAGCGCCGAUGUUUCUGACCACCAAGAUGGAACGUACACAGUCAGCUAUCUUCCCAAGAGCGAAGGGGAGCAUUUGCUAUCGGUGCUCAUAUGUAAUCAACACAUCGAGGGAAGUCCCUUGAAGGUGAUGGUUAAGUCUGGUCGCAGUUAUGGAGGGGUUGGGUUGCCCAUGGCUACGUUUGGAGGAGAGGGGGAUGGGGAUGGGCAACUGUGUAGACCUUGGGGCAUCUGCGUGGAUAAGGAAGGCUAUGUGGUGGUGGCUGACAGAAGCAACAACCGAGUGCAGAUCUUCAAACCGUGCGGCACGUUCCACCACAAGUUUGGCACUUUGGGCUCUCGUCCCGGUCAGUUCGACCGGCCUGCGGGGGUCGCCUGUGACAGCCAGAGAAGAAUCAUUGUGGCGGAUAAGGACAAUCACCGCAUCCAGAUCUUCAACUUCGAUGGGCAGUUUCUUCUCAAAUUCGGCGAGAAGGGCACCAAAAACGGUCAGUUCAACUACCCGUGGGAUGUAGCCGUCAACUCCGAGGGAAAGAUCCUGGUUUCGGAUACGCGCAACCACCGCGUGCAACUCUUCGGGCCUGAUGGGACAUUCCUCAACAAAUACGGCUUUGAGGGUGCCCUCUGGAAACAUUUCGAUUCGCCACGUGGUGUGGCCUUCAAUCAGGAAGGCCAUCUCGUGGUGACGGAUUUCAACAAUCAUCGACUGCUCGUCAUCAGGCCCGACUGCCAGUCGGCACGCUUCCUCGGGUCCGAGGGAACAGGAGACGGUCAGUUUUUGCGACCACAAGGCGUAGCUGUGGACCAGGAAGAUCGCAUUAUCGUCGCUGACUCGCGCAACCAUCGCAUUCAGGUGUUUGAACCCAACGGCAACUUUUUAUGCAAGUUUGGGACUCACGGAAGCGGCUUCGGGCAGAUGGACCGCCCCUCGGGUAUAGCGGUUACCCCUGAUGGAAUGAUCGUUGCUGUGGACUUUGGGAAUAACCGAAUCCUCAUGUUCUGACCUUUAAGGUUCGAGACAGAACUGUAGAUGUAGACGAAUGGAAAAGAAGGGUUUGCACAUCUAUCAGGAGCAAAUGCAGUUUAUGAUAUUAAGGUGACUUAAGAUGAUACUGUCUUGCUUUGUACGAUUCUCACUGAUGGCCUACCACCAAAUGCUUGUUUGGUUUCGGCUGCUGCGCGCUGAAAGGGUUUUGCUCUUGGUAUGUGUCUUCAAAUCGUUCUUUUUCUUUUUUGUUUCUCAGGGAAUUUCUUGCAUUCUUGAAAUAUUUUCUCUUUGCAUUACACCUACCUCAUCUAGCUUAUGUAUGAAUGUACUUCCGUUUGUGCAGAGACCUAGUCCGUGAAGUUUUAUAAAAAAAAUGUCUACCUCAAUGUUGUUUUUUCACAGAAUGUGAGGACAGGACAAUUGAAAAAAAUGAAGCAAUGUUUGGUUAUUUGCACAGUUCGCACAAAAUUUACCUGAUUGUUACUGUGUAAAGAACGCAAGUGAAAUCCCUGAAUGUUUCUCAAAAAAGAGUGGCGUGUUUUGGCAGGAACAUUAGGAUGAGGUUUGAUAUAUCUACUGCUAUGUCCUUUGGAAUUCUCAUGUAUAUUUUAAAUCGGACAUUUAUCGUGUACCUCAUCUAAACCUCUUACCUCAUUUACCGUACUAUACCUCUGGGUCCGUGAGCCUCAUUACACUUUUACCUCACUUUACGGUCAUGUCCAUUUGAAUGUUAUGCAAUUGGAAGCGAUUACCAAAAAUGUAUGUUAUGGACGGAAAUUCAUUAGAAUGUAGCCAUUUCAAAGUUCCAUCGUGAUGUAAUCAAGUCGUUUGCUCUGGCAAAUGCAAAAAAAACAAAUACCCAUGAUUAUUUAAAAUGUGUUAUGAGGGAAAAAGUUUAAUGUUUAUAGAUGAUCUUGAGAUAUUUUUGGGGGGUGGGAUAUACAGACAGAAUGUAGACACUAAAUAUCAAAGUCUAUAAACGAGUAGGCCAUUAUCUUAGUGUUUGUUGUUUUUCCCAGAUGAUUUUGUUAAAGUAAAAACCGUAUAGGCACAUGACUGAAACAGUUGGGAAAACAAGGAUAUAAUCCAGUUUCACAAAGAUGUUUUUGAUUAUAUUAUUAUUAUUAUUAUUAUUACAUUUUAAUUGUAUUCUUUGAAGAUGUCUCAAAAUUGGACAUAUAUAUAUAUAUACACACACACACACAGGCUAAAGACAUUUACCCGAGCUUGUUUUGUUAGGGUCUCAUUACAAACAGCUGCAUUAGAACACAAUUUGGUUUGUUGUUCUAUUGAUUUAAAUGGACACAGGAAGUAUUGCAGGCCGUAAAAAAGGAUCUCCAAGGAGACCAUUCAGUGUCAGUGUAACAUCAUUUGAAAACACUUAGAAUCAAUUGAGCCCGGUUAAGAAUUGGAUAGUUUGUGCCUGACUUGCAAGUAAACGUUUGAAAGUGUUUGUUCUGUGCUCAAUUGAUUAAAGGGAAAUUGAAAGCAAAGCAUUGGGGGAAGGAAAAUGAGAAUUUAUAGCACUGAACAAAAGCACACACGUCCCUCCCGGUUUUUAGCCUGCCCGGUGUGAUAUUAUGGUACCGUUUGUGACCAAAAGGAUAGUCUUUUGUGAUAUGAAUUUUUGGAAGUGAGAAUUACUAGUUGUACCACCCCAAUGCCCUUGUGUUCAUACAUGUGAAGACCGCUCGCAUAAUGCAGUCCUAUUAAACAUAGACCUUUAUGUGCUCAUGUUUCGGUUUACACAGUUAGAUGACUGAACAUUCAAAUUCAGCAGGAACGUUGGAUGACCUGUUUGCAAGUAAUCUUAAUGUUUUGUCUUGGCCUUAUUACUAUUGGCUGCAGCUGUCCUGUGUCCACUCGGUCCAAUCAUUAGUAUUAAUGUGCUUGCUUGUAGUUAGCCGUGCCUUUUUGUGACGCUUCAAAUCUUAUUCCAAUAUCUUGCCAAAGGGUAAUUUAUAGGGAAUGGACGUGUGCCAAAAAAUUCUGAUAGUCACAGUAGCGUUUCGUUCUCAUUUAUUACGCAGAUCACUCUGUGAUUCUGCAAAUCUUUAUUCUUAAAUAUAUGACAUUGUUGUUAUAAUAAUAUUUUGGUUGUGGAUCAUGGGGUAAUUUAUGUUUGAUUUUAAAGAGAUGUGGUAAAUAUAUAGUUUGGUUUAUUAACGCAUUAUUAAAAUGAACAGGAAGACAUUCGAUGACAGAUGUUCCACACAGAGACAUCGACAAGACCAGCAAGGCCUGUAUUAAUAGAAAGCUUAUGCAAUAAAGAAUGAAAGAUGUGCUGCUUCCACCUAAACACAGAUCCGCUCUGUCUUAGAGUAUUACGAUCGCAUUUAAUCUAUUAUAAACGUUUGAAUGCAUAUUUUUGCAUGCUGAAAUGGUCAGGUGGAUGUAAAAUAUGGAUGUGGAGGGGAGGAGGUAAACGGACACUUUUAUGAUAUACCAAAAAAUGUUUUUUGGGUUAAUGGUUGACUAAGAUUGUACUCUUUAGCUUUACAGAAUAAGGUACCUCGUUGAGAUAGAUUCACAUGCCUUGCACAGCCGCAGCCCUUCUUAGCUUUAGCUUUUGGAAUCAGUACUGGAAAACUGCCAAAGACCUUCUUCAAAUUAAAUCGUGGUAGAAUGAUGCAUUUAUGAACAUCUUUUUCACGUUUGCCCAAAGAUGAAUAAAAUUGACAUAGAAGGUUCUUGCAUCUCAACACGCUGUUGAUGGCUUUAAAGAUCGUUAAAUGCCUGAAGAGGAUGUUCUUAUGUGUGUGCGAUUAAAGUUUAUGAGCAGAUUGUUUACCACAAAUCUCAGUCUAUGUGCUGGUAGUGUUAGAUUUGGUGAAGGAAUCGAUCGUUUUACGCGUUGUGGUUCUUCUCGGGCGUCGGGAUCUAGGGAUCUAGUAUAGGUGAAAGCCACUCGAGCAGUGAUUUUUUUUUUCCGACAGAAAUCAGAACAUUACAGAAGUGAAGCUUUUUAAGAACUGAUAUGUCAUCCAGAUAAUGUUGCUGUCUGUAAAAUAGAUUUCGCUCCGUUUAAUAGAAAGACGCUGUUAUCAAACUCAGUUUGUGUUUUUGAAUUUAACAUUGUGUACUACUAUAUUGUUUAUUUUUUUCAUGUGUUUUUUUUGUUUUGGACCUCUGGUCACUAAUUGUACGGGUUUGUCACCAUUUCUGGUGUAUUCCAGCUUAUGACCUCUUCCUUACCGGGGAAAAAACAGAAAAUGUAACAGUUCAGAAUUGUAUGGUCAUAGACCCUUUUUAUGAUUGUAUUAUCUUAUGGGAAAAAAUGUGUAUACACACAUUAAAACAACUCAGGUAGCUUUGUAGAGAUUUGAUUAAAAUUCAAUAUUUGUUUUCCUACAGUUUGAUAGUGAAUCCUUUGUUAGAUUUUGUGUGUUAUGAUGGAAAGAAAAUGUUGUCGUUGAAUUCCACGGGAUCCUUUUCAACCACUUAACAGUUAACAGUCAGGGAGGGGGUGAACUCGUAACAUUUAUACCAGCAUGUCUCAACCUCAUGAUAUUCACACAGUCCUGACUCGAUUUUAAAGCUUUGACCUUGGAGGUAAAUAAAACAGCUUGCCGUUUUCCUCUUUAAUUGGAUUUGCGUCGUGUCAUACGGUGAAUGUGCUCAAAUGUAAUGGCUGCUACACAAUUCAUUGCCUUGAGAUGAAUCAGAAAUGCCUUUAAAGCUCAAGAAAUUGGUUUUCAAGAGCUUUCCGAGGCCGGUUGUUUAUUUUGUAAAUGUAAUUGAGGCGACAAACGUUUAGACCCGGUGUCCCUGGCACUGAAAUUUAAUAUACAUCGAUAUUUUUAAUCUCUUAGUCACAGUGCUUGGCUGUGAGACAGGCAAAGCAAAGAGAUGUGGCGAGAAUUCACCCCGAAGAACAGACCUGGCAUCAGUGUUAACUUUUAAAAUAUAACGAUUAAAGCUGGAUCAAAGUAACAACUCUGAUGCCGGGUCGGUUGGGGUGGAUGAUGGCUUGGGUGCCCCUCCAAGAGGCCUGCGACUCUCUCCAUCUCUCUUUGACUUUAAUAUCAGCACUCACCAGCCCUCCAUCUGUCACCCCCUCAACCAAAGCAACAGAACCAUCAUGUUUUAUUUUGAGAAUAAGGCUGAUGAGACUGUCGAAAAUACUUAGUGGUCUGCAGUCUUGUUCUCUCGUCUUUUGUGGACUUUAAACAUUUUCUAUGCAGGUUUUUUAUGUUUUGAUGUUUACAAAUAAAUAAAGUUGUACCUCUUUGGA
Molecule: messenger RNA, 7616 nt
Organism: Triplophysa dalaica
Lineage: Eukaryota; Metazoa; Chordata; Actinopteri; Cypriniformes; Nemacheilidae
Gene: trim71
Product: tripartite motif containing 71, E3 ubiquitin protein ligase
Exons: 4
Coding region: 929-3397 (822 amino acids)
Biological process (GO): protein polyubiquitination; proteasome-mediated ubiquitin-dependent protein catabolic process
Molecular function (GO): zinc ion binding; protein binding; ubiquitin protein ligase activity
Source: RefSeq, a predicted model, not a curated record